AUGUUUGAAGAUGAUGAAGAAGAUUUAGAUUAUGAAUCUUACUCUAGAAGGGGAAAGAAGGCCAAUGAUUCAAAAGAUAAUAAUCUGGGCAGCAUCAAGAUGAAGAUUCCUAUCUUUCAAGGAAAGAAUGAUCCCGAACUUUACUUGGAAUGGGAGAGAAAAGUUGAACAUGUGUUUGAUUGUCACAACUAUUCAAAUGAGAAAAAGGUGAAAUUGGCGGCCGUUGAGUUCACGGAUUAUGCAAGCAUAUGGUGGGAUCAAUUGAUGAUUAGUCGGCAAAGGAUUGGAGAAAGGCCAAUUCGGUCAUGGGAAGAUAUGAAAUUGGUAAUGCGCAAGAGAUUUGUACCUAGCCAUUACUAUAGAGAUUUACAUAGAAAGUUACAAGGGCUGGUUCAAGGCUCCAUGAGUGUGGAAGACUAUUAUAAAGAAAUGGAGAUGGCAAUGAUUAAAGCUAAUAUAGAGGAAGAUCGAGAGGCUACCAUGGCAAGAUUUAUUGGAGGCUUAAACAAAGAGGUUGCUGAUGUGGUUGAAUUGCAACACUAUGUGGAGAUGGAGGAGCUGUUGCACAAGGCCAUCAAAAUAGAAAAGCAAAUCAAGUCCAAAGGAUCCAAAUCGGGUUUGGCUUCUAGUUCCACAUGGAAGUCUAAUUGGAAGGAUAACAAAUCUGCCUCAAAAACAAAAGAAGAUGCAAAGCCAAAAGAUUCGGUUGCUAUUUCAAAAGGUAAAACCGAAACUAACACUUCUUCUAAAUCACGUAAUGUUAAGUGUUUUAGGUGCCAAGGAUUUGGGCAUAUUGCUUCCCAAUGCCCAAACAAGAGGAUUAUGAUUAUGUUGGAGAAUGGUGACAUUGAAAGUGCUAGUUCAAGUGAGGAUGAGAUGCCACCCUUAGAAAAUUGCAGUGAUAUUGACAUUGAAGAACCUGUACAUGGAGAUAUGUUGGUGACAAGAAGAGCACUAAGCAUCCAGCCUAAGGAUGAUGGUGAUAAGGAGCAACGUGAACAUAUUUUCCAUACUAGAUGUCAUGUGAAGGGAAAGGUAUGUACCAUGAUUAUUGAUAGCGGAAGCUGCACUAAUGUUGCUAGUACUUUGUUAGUAGAUAAGCUGGAGUUACCCACCAUGAAGCAUCCUAAUCCAUACAAGUUGCAAUGGUUAAAUGAAUGUGGAGAAGUGAGGGUAAACAAGCAAGUGCUCGUUUCAUUUUCAAUUGGCAAAUACACAGAUGAGAUUCUUUGUGAUGUGGCACCAAUGCAUGCUAGUCAUAUUUUGCUUGGACGACCAUGGCAGUUUGAUAGGAAGGUUACACACAAUGGAUACAAAAACCAUUAUUCUUUUAUGAUGAACAACCGCACUGUAGUCCUAACCCCUCUCAAACCUUUGCAAGCUUAUGAAGAUCAGAUUCGGAUAGCGAGAGAGUGUAAAAAGAGAGAAGGUGAGUCCGAGAGGAAAAAUGCAAAUGAAAGGAGUGAGAUUGAGAGCAGAGAGAAUAGUAUUCAAAAAAAAGAGGAAAAGUAA
Messenger RNA from Phoenix dactylifera (date palm), 1512 nucleotides. The record is from RefSeq and is a predicted model, not a curated record. NCBI's taxonomy places the organism in Eukaryota, Viridiplantae, Streptophyta, Magnoliopsida, Arecales, Arecaceae.